AUGGCACCUGCGCUGGAACUCCUCGAGAGCCCUACUGAGAAACUGCCAGUCAAGGCAGUUUCAAGCAUCGGAAAUGGAGCCUUUUCUGCUGCUAACCCCAGAUUUGAGAGCGCAGAUACGCAUCAACGAGUGAUGAACGUUUUCCGAGCCUUCAUUGCUGAUGUUUGCCAGCAAUACGGCGAAGGCCAUGCUGGAUCUCCCAUGGGUAUGGCAGCUAUUGGUAUUGCCCUGUAUAAAUAUGUGAUGAGAUAUUCUCCAAACAACUGCGACUACUUCAACCGGGAUCGAUUUGUUCUUUCGAAUGGCCAUGCUUGUCUAUGGCAGUACCUAUUCAUGCACCUGGUUGGCGUCAAGAGCAUGACACACGAGCAGCUCAAGACCUACCACUCAUCGAGGCUCGACUCGCUUUGUCCCGGCCACCCUGAGAUAGAGCAUGAGGGUGUGGAGGUCACAACCGGACCCCUCGGCCAGGGCCUCGCCAAUGCCGUUGGCCUUGCCAUGGCCACCAAGAACCUUGCCGCCACAUACAACAGACCUGGCCAUGAGAUGGUAAAUAACAUGACAUGGUGCAUGGUCGGGGAUGCGUGCCUGCAGGAAGGAGUUGGACUCGAGGCGCUCUCUCUCGCUGGCCACUGGAAGCUGAACAAUCUGUGCGUUAUAUUCGACAACAACUCUGUUACGUGUGAUGGAUCUGCAGACGUUGCCAACACCGAGAACAUCAACGCCAAAAUGCGAGCUACUGGUUUCAACGUGAUGGAUGUGUCCAAUGGUGACUCGGACGUUGUCGCUGUGGCACGAGCCCUUGCCAGCGCUCGACUGAGUGACAGGCCCACAUUCCUGAACAUCCGCACCACAAUUGGCUUCGGAUCGGCCAAAGCCGGCACUGCGGACGUGCACGGAGCUGCGCUCGGAGUCGACGAAGUGGCUAACUUCAAGAGGCGAUUCGGUCUCAACCCUGACGAGCACUUCCAGAUUCCCGAAGACGUUUACAGCUUCUUCAGGGAUCUUCCGAGCCGCGGUGAGGCCCACGAGGCGGCCUGGCAAGUAGCUCGUUUGAGAUAUCGUGAAGAUUACCCAGAGCUAGCAGCUGAAUUUGCGCUGCGUGUCGCAGGAAAGAUGCCCGAGGACUGGACCAAAUGUAUUCCCCGCAAGGAGGAGCAGCCAACUGCGCCAACUGCAUCGCGCAAGUCUGCCGGCGUCAUUACCAACGCGCUUGGAGAGGGAAUUAAUUCCUUCUUGGUUGGCACGGCGGAUCUUACUCCUUCGUGUAAUAUCGCCUACAAGAACAAAGUCGAUUUCCAAUCGCCUGACCUUAGAACUACUUGUGGUCUGAAUGGAAAUUACAGCGGACGAUACAUCCACUACGGAAUCCGCGAACACGCCAUGUGCGCCAUUACCAACGGGCUUGCGGCCUUCAACAAGGGCACAUUCAUCCCCAUGACGAGCACGUACUUAGUCUUCCACCUCUAUGCCGCGGCCGCUAUACGCAUGGCUGCGCUUCAAGGCCUCCAGCAGAUCCAUAUUGCCACCCACGACAGCAUCGGUGUCGGCGAGAACGGACCCACGCAUCAGCCCAUCGCUGUUUCUGCGCUCUGGCGAGCGAUGCCCAACCUCCUCUACAUCCGUCCAUGCGACGCUGAAGAAGUAGCCGGUGCCUAUAUCGCGGCUAUCCAGGCUACCGAGACGCCAACCGUCAUCUCCCUCUCCCGACAGAAUCUGACCCAGUACCCUCAGUACUCAUCGCGGGAGGGUGCAAUGAAGGGCGGAUACGUCUUCACCGAAAGCGACAGUGACGACUUUGACGUGACUUUGAUCGGUGUCGGCUCUGAGAUGGCCUACGCAAUGCAGACUCGAGAACUGCUUCUAAAGGACUAUGAUAUCAAGGCACGAGUUUUGUCCUUCCCUUGCACAAGGCUCUUUGAGCAACAGUCGAGGGAGUACAAGCAAUCAGUUCUAAAGCCGCGCGCCGAGAAGCCUACGGUCGUAAUCGAGGCGUACCCGUCGAACGGAUGGGAGCGCUAUGCUGAUGCUUCGGUUUCGAUGAACCGCUUUGGCAAGAGUCUUCCUUCUAAGGAGACCUAUGAGCAUUUUGGAUUUGCGCCGGAGAGCAUCGCACCGAAAGUCAAAGACCUGGUGGAGGAAGUUAGGCGUGAUGGUAUCGGCAUUUUGAGGGGUGACUUCAGGGACUUUAAUGGGUGUCUGCAGGUUGGGUUGGGGCAUUAG
This is a messenger RNA of Aspergillus melleus, 2223 nucleotides long. RefSeq names its product transketolase family protein. The transcript has 5 exons. The coding region runs from base 1 to 2223 and encodes 740 amino acids. Gene Ontology annotation, cellular component: cytosol. Lineage: Eukaryota; Fungi; Ascomycota; Eurotiomycetes; Eurotiales; Aspergillaceae. Gene Ontology annotation, molecular function: transketolase activity. Gene Ontology annotation, biological process: pentose-phosphate shunt. The record is from RefSeq and is a predicted model, not a curated record.